GCGAGUCCCCGCCUAUAGUGGGGGCGGUCCGGGGCCGGGACCGGGGCCGGGCCGGGCCGGGUCCCGGUGGCGGCGGAGGGGCCAUGGCCAAGGCCUACGACCACCUCUUCAAGCUGCUGCUGAUCGGGGACAGCGGCGUGGGCAAGACCUGCCUCAUCAUCCGCUUCGCCGAGGACAACUUCACCAGCACCUACAUCUCUACCAUCGGCAUCGACUUCAAAAUCCGGACAGUGGACAUCGAUGGGAAGAAAAUCAAGCUGCAGGUCUGGGACACAGCAGGACAGGAGCGCUUCAAGACCAUCACCACAGCCUAUUACCGUGGAGCUGUGGGCAUCAUCCUGGUCUACGACAUCACUGAUGCAAAGUCCUUUGAAAACAUCCAGAACUGGAUGAAGAGCAUCAAGGAGAACGCCUCAGCCGGGGUGGAGCGUCUCCUGAUCGGCAACAAGUGCGACAUGGAGAGCAAGCGCAAGGUGCAGCGCGAGGAGGCGGAGAAGCUGGCGAAGGAGCACGGGAUCCGCUUCUUCGAGACCAGUGCCAAGUCCAGCGUGAACGUGGAGGAGGCCUUCAGCAUGCUGGCAAGAGACAUCCUGCAGAAAUCCUCCCGGAAAGCGGCCCCCAGCGGCAGCAGGCCCCUGCUGGAGCCCGGCCCCGCGAGGAAGGCCGGGGGCCGGCGGCGGCGAUGGCGGUGAAUGACGAGAAGCGGUCGGCGAGCCCGGUGACGGCCACGCAGUGCUGGCAGGUGGAGGACUACGUGGUGGUGCAGGAGUGCUCCCGGUGCUC
Molecule: messenger RNA, 783 nt
Organism: Dryobates pubescens (Downy woodpecker)
Lineage: Eukaryota; Metazoa; Chordata; Aves; Piciformes; Picidae
Gene: RAB13
Product: RAB13, member RAS oncogene family
Exons: 10
Coding region: 84-692 (202 amino acids)
Biological process (GO): protein secretion; regulation of exocytosis; Golgi vesicle fusion to target membrane
Cellular component (GO): endosome; synaptic vesicle; plasma membrane
Molecular function (GO): GTP binding; GTPase activity
Source: RefSeq, a predicted model, not a curated record